CCCAUCGUCACCUUCCUAUCUUCCUCAUCUCCUCGUCGCUAUCUUCCUGUCCGAAGACUUUUCAACUGGUCAACAAUCCCCACGCUGAAUGAAUUAAUCAUGACUAGCUCCGAACUCCGCUAUCAAGUUAUUCAUAUCUACAAAGAGCUCCUUUUCCUCGGCCGCAAUUAUCCUCUGGGCUACGACUACUUCCGGAACAGGCUACACAAGGCAUUUAGCAGUCAGGCACAUCUGGAUAAUGAAGAGCAGAUUCGGAAAGGUAUAGCACGAGCGGAGUUCGUCAAGAAGGAAAUCGAGGCUCUCUACUACCUCAAGCGGUAUCGCACGUUGAAACAGCGCUAUGAGAACAAAUAGCACCCAACCAUCGCAGCCAACACACGUCGCAGCAAAAAAAUAUACAGAAAUGAAUAUUAUGGCAAUUUGAACCAAAAACCAAAGAGAGAAACGUGGGGGUAUCACC
This is a messenger RNA of Aspergillus uvarum CBS 121591, 460 nucleotides long. Its product is annotated as electron transfer flavoprotein regulatory factor 1. The transcript is spliced from 4 exons. Lineage: Eukaryota; Fungi; Ascomycota; Eurotiomycetes; Eurotiales; Aspergillaceae. Bases 100 to 354 code for a protein of 84 amino acids. Gene Ontology annotation, cellular component: mitochondrion. Gene Ontology annotation, biological process: respiratory electron transport chain. The record is from RefSeq and is a predicted model, not a curated record.